Messenger RNA from Zophobas morio, 1902 nucleotides. RefSeq names its product L-sorbose 1-dehydrogenase-like. Lineage: Eukaryota; Metazoa; Arthropoda; Insecta; Coleoptera; Tenebrionidae. The transcript is spliced from 3 exons. Bases 28 to 1857 code for a protein of 609 amino acids. Gene Ontology annotation, molecular function: flavin adenine dinucleotide binding; oxidoreductase activity, acting on CH-OH group of donors. The record is from RefSeq and is a predicted model, not a curated record.
AUGGGGUCUCAAAAUAAAAUUUAAAUCAUGCCUAUUUUACUUGGUGCAUUUUUGUUUUCACUUCUAAGUCUCGUGGGUGCUUCACUUACAACUGACUACUACAAACAAUUAAUAUCUCAAGAAAGUGCAAAAGCGCUCCUGUACCAACUACCUAAAAAGAACGAAGAAUUCAGAACAGGGUUCGAAUCUAACGCUAUAAACGAUUAUGGUGAAUACGACGUGGUUAUAGUAGGAGCAGGUACAGCGGGGUGUAUUCUAGCCACUAGACUAUCGGAAAUUGCGAAAAUUAGUAUCCUCUUACUAGAGGCUGGAGGUGAAGAAAACGAUUUCAAUCAAAUGACCGCGUUGUGGCCCUACAACCAGUUUAGCGAAUUCAACUGGGGCUAUUAUACCACACCACAAAAAUAUUCCUGUUUAGGAAUGAACAACUCACAAUGUAUAAUUGUUAGAGGGAAGGUAAUAGGGGGCGGAAGUUCAAUCAAUGGUGCAAUGUACGUCAGAGGCAACUGCAAGGACUACGACAACUGGGCCGCACUAGGAAAUCGUGGAUGGUCCUGCAAGGAAGUCCUUCCAUAUUUUAAAAAAUCCGAGAAUUCGCAAGUCGAAGGUGAUGAAGGUUAUCACGGAAUAGGUGGUUUUUGGAAUAUUGAACAUCCGCAACCGUUGUCUCCAUUGUAUGAACACUUCGUCAAUGCUAGUUUAGAAACGAACUUAAACUUCGUCGACUACAACGGUAGAACACAGAUUGGUGUAGGUAAAGUACAGACUGAUAUUAGACGAGGUCGAAGACAAAGUUUUGGGAUGGCAUUUCUGAACAAUGCCCGAAAACGUGGUAACCUCAAAGUUGUAACCAAAGCGCUGGUGACGAAAAUCACCAUAGAUCGACGAUCUAAACGAGCAACAGGAGUAGAAUUCGUAACAAGAAAUCAAAAAUUCCGAGUGCGAGCUAGAAAAGAAGUGAUUGUUUCGGCAGGUGCCAUCAACACACCACAACUACUCAUGUUAUCGGGAAUUGGACCCAGAAACCACUUGACAGACUUGAAAAUUCCACUAGUUGUAGAUCUACCAGUCGGUAAGAAUCUUAUAGAACACCCAGGUGUUAAUCUGAUAGUUCGUUCAAACUACACCGCCCCUAAUAUCAGUAUGGAGGAAUCAGUUGAACAAUAUUUGAACGGUUUUGGUCCUCUAACCAAAGGAGCAAACGCGGAGGGUAUAAGUUUCUUCCACACCAGGAAUAAUUCCACGGAAGGACCUGCCAUACAAAUCGUUAUGACAAGUCCCUCCAACAUUGACCCCGUUAUUUUUCAAAGAACCCAAAAUUACAACAACACGAUUGCUGAACUAUUUUCCAAGCAACUCCAGUCAGAAACCGUCAUGGCAUGGUACGUGCUGCUCCUCCACGAAAAAUCCAGAGGACAAAUUCAAUUGCAAUCAAACAGCCCCAUCGACUUUCCCAACAUUGAUUUAAACAUGCUCGAGGAACAGGAAGAUGUAGACGUUUUGACUGAAGGGAUGCAGUACUUACUUCGACUUUUACAAACUGAAGCUUUCAAAAAAGUUAAUGCUACGAUGCUUGAUGUUCCCAUGUGUGGUAAUCGUGGAAAAAAUUCGAAGCAGUACUUGGAAUGUUACAUCCGUAAUUUGGGAGCUACUGGUUAUCAUCCUUGCGGGACGGCAGCAAUGGGUCCAGAUCCUAGGAAGUUUGUUGUUGAUGAUAAGUUGAAAGUGCAUGGGGUUGGAAACUUGAGGGUUGUUGAUGCGUCUGUUUUUCCAUUGGGGAUAUCUGGGAAUACUAACGCACCCACGGCAAUGGUGGCCGAAAAGGGCGCAGACAUCAUUAAAUCGGGGCUAAAAUGAGUCUGGAGGUGUUUUUCGUAAUAAUUGGUUCUUUUAUUGCACUGU